This is a messenger RNA of Linderina pennispora, 912 nucleotides long. Its product is annotated as RNA-binding domain-containing protein. The record is from RefSeq and is a predicted model, not a curated record. The coding region runs from base 159 to 821 and encodes 220 amino acids. Lineage: Eukaryota; Fungi; Kickxellomycota; Kickxellomycetes; Kickxellales; Kickxellaceae. Gene Ontology annotation, molecular function: RNA binding. The transcript has a single exon.
CUCCAGGAGCAGCAGCAGCUCCACCACCAGCCAGCACCGUCGUACAGGAACCAACUCGUCAAUUUCGCUUGGUGUUGGGGGCACUGCUAUUGCGGGUGGCAGCGGCGAUUCGCUGGCGAUGAUGAUGGCCGGCGGCGGACACUCAAAGAACUCUUCAGAUGGUUCGAACCAGGACGGCGCUGGCUCCACGGUUCAUAUCGGAAUUGGCGGCGAAAGCGUGCGUGGAUUUGGACGCUCAGGCAGCAUCACUGGGCUUGCUCAGCGCGGCGCUCCGUCAGCGUCGCAUUCGCGCCAGGCAUCGAUGCACACACGCCAGCACUCGCUCGACUUUGACAUGGCCAUGCUUCACAGCGGCACUGGCGCCAAUUCUGGACAACGUGCCGACGCGGUCUCUCUGGGUGGGCAAUGUCGACCCCGGCCUCAACACACAAGACUUGAUUGCGAUCUUUGGCAAGUACGGGCGCGUCGAGAGCCUGCGCCUGCUGCCCGACAAGGAGUGUGCCUUUGUCAAUUUUUUGCGUGUCGAGGACGCGAUCCGCGCCAAGGAUGACAUGCACAACGGCACUCGCAUUGGCAACAACACGGUCCGUGUCGGCUUCGGCAAGGGCGAGUCUUAUGCGACAGGUGACGCCCAGGCGAUGCAGCCGACGCGUGCGCUGUGGAUCGGAAACAUUGCGCAGGCGACGACGCCCGACUCGCUGAGUACUACCUUCCAGGCGUACGGAACUCAUCGAAUCGGCGCGUGUCCUGAAGCCACAAGAACUGCGGAUUCGUCAACUUCAUCCGGCUCGAGGAUGCCGUGCGUGCCAAGCAGGCGAUGAACGGCAAGAGCAUCGACGGGUCGGUCGUGCGCAUUGGCUACGCCAAGGUGCCGGCGGCCAAGAACGAGUCUUCGCUCAAGCUGCGCAACCC